AUGAAGCAGAAAACUCAAACACUUCUUCAGAUAGAUAAGAGGAAGAAAAUGGUUUUUAGUGUAGCAAGGGUAGAAAAAAAUACUAUUGCUGAAGAAAUUAUAACAGAAUUAUCAGUUACGGAUAAAAAAGAAGAAGAGGAAAACAAUUUGUGCAGUUCUUCAACUGAAAUAUUAUCAAUUGGAAGUUUGAAGAAGAAGAAGAAGCUUAUUGUUCUUGAUUUAAAUGGACUUCUUGCUGAUAUUGUUUAUCCACCUCCAAACCAUGUUAAACCAGAUGCAACCAUAGCCGGGAAAGCAUUAUUCGAGAGGCCUUUUUAUCAAGAGUUUCUGAACUUCUGCUUUGAGAGAUUCGAUGUGGCUGUGUGGUCUUCAAGAAUGAAGAAAAAUGUUGACAGUGUCAUUGAUUAUUUAAUGGGAGACAUGAAACAAAGGUUGGUGUUCUGUUGGGAUUUGUCACAUUGUACUGAAACAGCUUUCAAAACUCUUGAGAACAAGCGCAAGCCACUAGUUUUUAAGGAUUUAAGGAAAAUUUGGGACAAGUAUGAUCCGAAUCUUCCUUGGGAGAAGAAAUAUUACAAUGACUCGAACACGUUGCUGCUGGAUGAUUCUCCCUACAAGGCAUUCCUUAAUCCUCCACACAACUCAAUCUUUCCGCAUACAUUCAGUUAUGAGAAUCAGAAUGACAAUUCAUUAGCCGCUGAUGGCGAUUUACGACAAUAUCUGGAUGGACUGGCAACUGCUGAAAAUAUGAAGACGUAUGUAGAACAACAUCCAUUUGGUCAAGAACAUAUCACUGAAACCAGCGAAUCUUGGGACUUCUACUUCAAUGUUUUCAUUAGUCUUUAUGCUUAUCAAUCUAAAAAGAGAAAAUAUGGUUUCUUUCAGUUGUAAUAUGAUCAAUU
Medicago truncatula (barrel medic) is the source of this 902-nucleotide messenger RNA. RefSeq lists its product as uncharacterized. Bases 1 to 891 code for a protein of 296 amino acids. NCBI's taxonomy places the organism in Eukaryota, Viridiplantae, Streptophyta, Magnoliopsida, Fabales, Fabaceae. The transcript is spliced from 7 exons. The record is from RefSeq and is a predicted model, not a curated record.